AUGUCACCGAGAUCUGGCUGCCUCCCUCCCAGCCGUGGUUUUCGGGAUACCCGGGACCACAACAAUAACUACAGGAUGGAGAUCAGUGAACAUUCCGGACAUUUCCGCGCUGCCGAUAAGAGAAUCCCUCCGUACUUACCACAACCUCGGGAGCCGAGUCCGGGCAGAACAGGACUGACACGUGCAGGGCAGGACUGCGAUCACUGGGGACUUUCCAUGACCGCUUUCCUAUCAGUACUCCGGGAGGUUGUCACUCAGCAGGUGACCAGACACCGGAGAAGAUUGGCUCGCAGGGUUAAAUGUCUCUUUGCAGUGCAGGAAGAUCAUGGCUGGUGGAGCGUGGUGCUACGUCCCCCCUCUAAAUAUGGUGGAUUUAAGGUGGAGCGUGGUGCUAUGCUUGAACUUAAAUCUGGGUGGAACACGGCGGCCAACUUCCGGGUUCUCCUCUGGAUCGCGGAGCUCGCUUCCGCCGCACGUGACAGGAAAAGCCCUGACGCAGGGCGUGUCCACUCUGACCAUCUGGCAGCGCCAUUUGAAGUGCUGGCAAGGUGCCAGUUUCGCCUGGGCGGGGUGGCGUCUGCAGAGGGAGUGCAUAUGAUUGAAUAUGUAUCUGAUUCAAUCAAGAACAUAGAUUUUCCGUUGGUCUCUGUGCCACGGGAUCCAGCACUCAGCAAAAUGCACCAGCCAUACAUGAAGUUUUCCGACUGGAAGUUUAAGCUGUUUCGAGUGAAAUCUUUGGAAAGGACCCCCUCUCAAGAGGAACAAGAUGAUUAUAGGGUGUCUUGCACCAGCUCCCAGGAGACGUCACCCUAUUUUAAUGUCAGAUCGAAUGGCCUUGACCUCGGAACUUUAUCACCGCCACCUUCAGAAUGUAUGAGUCAGGAAGAAUGCAUGGGGGACAAUGACUCAGAGCUGAAAAGAAUGGAGGAAGAUUCUCAUACGGCAAAUUUGCAACACCUGUGCCGUAUUUGUGGCAUUUCUUUUAAAAUAGAUCAACAGAGCAGAAACUAUCCAGUCCACGGGCCCGUGGAUGAUGAAACUCAAGAAGUCCUAAGACGGAGAGAGAAGAAAGCAACCUCUUGGCCUGAACUUAUCACAAAGGUUUUCAAGGUUGAUGUCAGGGGUGAUUUGGACACCAUUCACCCAACCCGCUUCUGUCAUAACUGCUGGACAAUCAUGCAUCAGAAGUUCAGCAAUACCUCCAGUGAAGUUUAUUUCCCUCGAAAUAAAGUUGUGGAGUGGAAGUCUCACUCAACCACAUGUAAAGUUUGCAAUUACUCCAAAACCUGGGGAAAAAGAAAAGGAGGGCUCAUUCAGAGUUCUCUCCUGCCCAAAAAACGCAAAAUCAGUGUAGAACAUGGGAAAAAGGUCAAAAAUGGAAAUACCACAUCCUUUUGGAAGAACAGCAAAGCUCUAAAUCAGAUAAAGACCAGCUGCAAGAAAAUCCACCUUGAUGCCAAUCUCCUGGUUGUGGAAUAUCCUUCUGACUUUGUCAAGUCGGUGACUUGCCAGGUGUGUGAACAUAUUCUGUUUGAUCCAAUACAAACUGCAUGCAAGCACCUAUUCUGCAGGAAUUGCAUUGUUAAGUAUAUCAAGAUCAUGGGCUGUUACUGCCCAGCCUGCAGGUAUACUUGUUUCCCAACUGACUUUACAACACCAGUGAAAUCUUAUCUGAACAUUUUAAAUUCCUUGGUGCUAAAAUGCACAGUGGCUGGGUGUGAUGAAGAGGUCACUCUUGGAAAAUACUCACACCACAUCUCCAAACACAAAGAGAUUAAAGGUAAAGAGGCCUAUGCUCAUAUCAACAAAGGUGGACGUCCCAGACAACACCUGCUGUCAUUGACAAGGAGAGCUCAAAAACACCGGCUUAGAGAGCUAAAGAUGCAAGUAAAGGCCUUUGCUGAGAAAGAGGAAGGGGGAGAUGUUAGAUCGGUUUGCUUGACUCUCUUUCUGUUGGCUCUAAGAGCAAAGAAUGAACACAGGCAAGCAGAUGAGUUAGAAGCCAUCAUGGAAGGUAGAGGAGCAGGUCUUCACCCCGCUGUUUGUCUUGCAAUAAGAGUAAACACCUUCCUGAGUUGCAGCCAGUAUCACAAAAUGUACAGGACAGUAAAAGCCACAACUGGUCGUCAAAUCUUUCAGCCACUCCAUGCUCUCAGAAAUGCAGAAAAGGCCUUGCUGCCAGGGUAUCAUCCCUUUGAAUGGAAACCUCCUCUGACAAAUGUCUCUACCAGUACAGAUGUUGGCAUCAUUGAUGGCCUUUCAGGACUCAAUAGUUCAGUUGAUGAAUACCCAGUGGAAGCUAUUUCUAAAAGGUUUAGAUAUGAUACUGCUUUAGUUUCCACUCUAAAAGACAUGGAAGAGGAUAUCCUUGAAGGCUUAAAAUCUCAGGAUCUGGAGGAAUACCUAAGUGGUCCCUUCACUGUGGUGGUCAAAGAAUCUUGUGAUGGAAUGGGAGAUGUCAGUGAGAAGCAUGGCGGUGGUCCUCCAGUUCCUGAGAAAGCAGUACGUUUCUCAUUCACCAUCAUGAACAUCAGUGUUCCCAACGGAAGUGGGUCUGUUAGAAUAUUUGAAGAGGCCAAACCAAACUCAGAGCUUUGCUGCAAACCCCUAUGUCUUAUGCUUGCCGAUGAAUCAGACCAUGAAACUCUAACAGCCAUCUUGAGUCCUUUGAUAGCUGAGCGAGAAACCAUGAAAUCGAGUGAGCUCAUGUUGGAGAUUGGGGGAAUCCUCAGAAGUUUCAAAUUUAUCUUUCGUGGUACAGGGUAUGACGAGAAGCUUGUGAGAGAAGUAGAAGGACUAGAAGCAUCAGGCUCUGUCUAUAUUUGUACCCUCUGUGAUGCUACUAGGCUGGAAGCUUCUCAGAACUUAGUCUUCCAUUCCAUUACCAGAAGUCAUUCUGAGAACUUACAGCGCUAUGAGACAUGGAGGGCAAACCCUUACCAUGAAUCUGCUGACGAGCUCCGCGACAGAGUGAAAGGAGUUUCAGCAAAGCCAUUUAUUGAAACCCUCCCAUCCAUUGAUGCCUUACAUUGUGACAUUGGAAAUGCAGCUGAAUUUUACAGGAUAUUUCAGCUAGAAAUAGGGGAGGUCUACAGAAACUCCAAUGCGACCAGAGAAGAGAGAAAAAAAUGGCAAACUAUACUUGACAAACACAUUAGAAAGAAGUUGAACCUGAAACCUAUCAUGAGAAUGAACGGAAACUUUGCCCGGAAACUCAUGAGCAAAGAGACUGUAGAAGCAGUGUGCGAAUUAGUGCAUUGCGAAGAGAGACAAGAGGCGCUUAAAGAACUAAUGGACUUGUACCUGAAAAUGAAACCAGUAUGGCGCUCUUCUUGCCCGGCCAAAGAAUGCCCAGAGCUACUGUGCCAAUACAGUUAUCAUUCUCAACGCUUUGCAGAACUCUUGUCCACAAAGUUCAAGUACAGAUACGAGGGCAGGAUUACCAACUAUUUUCACAAGACCCUUGCCCACGUCCCAGAGAUCAUUGAACGCGAUGGUUCCAUUGGAGCUUGGGCCAGUGAAGGAAACGAGUCUGGCAACAAGUUGUUCAGACGUUUUAGAAAGAUGAAUGCCCGGCAGUCCAAAAUAUAUGAGCUGGAAGAUGUUUUGAAGCAUCACUGGUUGUACACCUCCAAAUAUCUGCAGAAAUUUAUGAAUGCCCAUAUAAAUCUGAAGCAUCAAGGUUUUACAGUAGAUAUAGAUGCUAAUGCAGCGCCAGAGGAAGGCUUAGAGUGUUCUUUAGAUAAUUUAGAGUCAUUGGAAUUCUGA
Messenger RNA from Nanorana parkeri, 3768 nucleotides. RefSeq names its product recombination activating 1 (gene RAG1). The record is from RefSeq and is a predicted model, not a curated record. Lineage: Eukaryota; Metazoa; Chordata; Amphibia; Anura; Dicroglossidae. Gene Ontology annotation, biological process: pre-B cell allelic exclusion; adaptive immune response; V(D)J recombination. The transcript has 6 exons. Gene Ontology annotation, cellular component: DNA recombinase complex; endodeoxyribonuclease complex; nucleus. Gene Ontology annotation, molecular function: double-stranded DNA endonuclease activity; sequence-specific DNA binding; metal ion binding. The coding region runs from base 1 to 3768 and encodes 1255 amino acids.